Molecule: messenger RNA, 964 nt
Organism: Lobosporangium transversale
Lineage: Eukaryota; Fungi; Mortierellomycota; Mortierellomycetes; Mortierellales; Mortierellaceae
Exons: 4
Coding region: 112-891 (259 amino acids)
Biological process (GO): copper ion transmembrane transport
Cellular component (GO): membrane
Molecular function (GO): copper ion transmembrane transporter activity
Source: RefSeq, a predicted model, not a curated record
CCCCCCCUCCACCCUUUUCUUCCUUUGUUCAGAAACUCUUAUUCUCCUUUGCUGUCAAACCUAUUUUUGUCUUUCUUUCUCUCUUCAGUCCAAAGUACCCUUGGAAAGACCAUGAACAACUACCUUCAUCUCGACGCGACCCAUUUGUUCUUUUUUACGAGCUCCUUCCCAUUGAACUCUACAUCCCGUCUUUUACUUGGUCUUGCGUUCACCAGUGUGAUAUGUAUAGGCGAAAGGAUUGUCACAUCACGCCUGGAAAUAAUUUCCAUGAGCCUUUUUCAACAACAACAACAACAACAACAGCAGCAGCAACAGAAAAGAUUUAAUCAUAGGAGAGGAGCACAAGCAAGGUCAAACUCUGGGUCUCUUUCACCAUCUACGCCAAUAAUAGUAGUAGAUGGCAUUCAUCCUGAAUCCCUUUCAGAAGUAGAGGAUGAAAAUGAAGAUGAAGAGGAAGCAGAUGAAAGAACCCUGGCGCAGAUACAGACUAGGUCUUGGCCUGAAGGUCUUUCUGAAGUUGCACGACCAUCGAGGACAUUGUCUGGAUUUGUAGGCACGCGUCGCCACCAACGAAAUAUUCGAAAGGUUUUGAUACAGAAAACCAUCCUGUAUGGAUUAGCCAAUAUAUUACGACUUGGCUACAUGCUUCUGGCAAUGAGCUUUCAUAUCGCCAUACUGUUAGCUAUUAUCGUUUCCUUAACAUGCACUCAAUUGUAUCUGGACUAUGCAUCUAUUCAAUUGUCUUCGGAAGGAGGAGGGGGCCAGGUUCCUGGAUAUGAGCAAUUGGGUGAUUUCGAAGUAAGGGAUGGGGUGAGAGAUUAUGACUUCAAUGAACAAGAGUUUCCUCUACGUGCCCGUGCCGCUCUUGGACGAUCUCAGGAUUGCAUGUAGAGAAUAUUUUUUGUCUUAGUGCGGUGGCGAAAUCGCUCCAUUGAGUUCCCAUAAUAAAAUAGAAAUAAGAAAG